AUGGCAGACCCAUUCUCAAUCGUCGGCUCGGCAGCUGCCAUCCUCCAAUUCUCCGAGUUUGCUGGCAAAGUUAUAUAUACAGCCUGCGAUCUCUACAGCUCCGUCUCCGGCCAUACAAGGACUAAUGAAGGAACCGAGAAAGUCACCCUCACGCUCCAGGAUCUACUUUGUAGCCUCCAAACUCAGCAUGGCUCAGGUCAUCCCGCUGGCCAGGAUGUAGCCUUCGCCGAGCUUAUUAAUCGCUGCCGAUUUCUGGGGAAUAAGCUACUACUAAUCUUGAAGAAGAUACGAACAAGGAAGGGCCAUUCUCUCCGGGAGAGCUUGAAAUCUGGCAUGAUGACUGUUUGGAAGAAGAGUGAAAUGGAUGACUUGAGGAGAGAGCUCGAGUCAUGUUCGAAUCAGCUUGGACUACAUCUGGUAGCCAUUUUCAGAUCUGAAGCGGGGCAGAAGUUAGAGGAGCUCCUAGCCGCAAACUCGUCACAAAAGCUGGAGCUUGCUUUGCUUCGUCAGGCACUGGUAAAGAUUGAGCUUGACCAGAAGCUAGCUGUUGAAUCACUGGUAUUUCUGCGAGAAGUUUUCAGUCCUUCGGAUCCAGUUUUGAAGCGCAUGAAUCAGGAACGAAUCUUGAAAAGCCUGGCUUUCCAAGGCAUGGGGCGCCGCUAUGAGGAGGUCUCGUCAAGUACUACCGGCACGUUCAACUGGAUUCUUCAAGAUCUGAAAAUACCAGAGUCGCAUCCCGACCUGAAGAUCUGUUUCAAGGAGUGGCUUAUCAAAGGCACAGGGGUUUAUCAUAUUGCUGGCAAACCGGGUGCUGGAAAGUCGACACUUAUGAAGUUCAUUGUUGAACACGAAAAUACCCGAAAGUACCUUCAAGAAUGGGCCAAUGGUCGAGCAUUAAUCACUGCCAGCGUCUUUUUCUGGAAGCCCGGCACGCGUCUUCAGAAGAGCCUCGAAGGCCUCAUUCGGUCGUUGGUACAUGCAAUCCUCAGGGCAGUGCCUGACAUGAUGCCAACGGUAUUUCCUCAAUAUUGGAACCCACGCGGAGAAUUAUUUUGGGAUUCUCACACAUCCACUGACAUUGAAAUAUCUCUUCGCAAGGUUUUGGAAGCAUUUGAGACACUUGUUAGUGAUGUGGCUAUCAUGAAGGACCAAUGCUUCUGUUUCUUCAUCGAUGGCUUGGACGAGUUCGAAGACCCUGACAAUCAUCAUACGAAUUUAGUUAAGCGGUUACUUUCUUGGACUUCUGGCAAUCCCGCGAACAUUAAGAUCUGCGUAUCGAGUAGGGAAGAGAACUCUUUCGUGAACAACUUGCCCUUAGAUCAACGGCUAAGACUUCAUCUUUUCACCAAAAGUGACAUGAAGAUGUUUGUCGAUAAUACACUAAGUCAAUACGACAACUUCCGCGCAAAUGACCCCGAAGACUGUGCAAGAUUUGUUGAGGCAGUUGCCACCAAAGCAGAAGGAGUAUUUCUAUGGACCAAGUUGGUCCUACGCAGGCUUGGAGAUGAUCUGGAAAUUAGUGGGUCACUGAAAGCCACUCACAGAACCCUCCGACACAUCCCAGAAGAAUUAGAGAGACUAUUCUUGGAGUUACUCACUUCAAUUGACCAAAGCGACCAGAAGGAAGCGUGGACAGUCUUAGCGGCUGUCAUGGCCACCACCCACGACCGCAAGGAUCCCAAUUUGUCUCUUUUAGACUACUAUUUUGUGAAAGACUACCUUGAAGAUGACAAGUUUGCAGAGGCUCUGCCAAUCCUGCCUCUGCAGAAGUCUGAGAUCAUUAGCCGGCAAAAGCACACUGCACUACAUCUCAAUCGACUCCUGAAAGGCAUCCUAGAGGUUGACGACAAAUACAAACCGCCUUGGCAGCGUUGGGGAGAUAUCAGUUUGGUCCAAAACUAUGGUAUGACGAUAAAUGAGAGUAGUUUAUUUUCCUUCCAAGGAUCAGUACAGCUCACGCAUCGAUCAAUCUACGAGUUCUUGAAAACAGACUGCCCCAAGGAGACUGAGACAUACAUCGCCAACCUUGAUGUCUACUCGCUUCUUUUGCAGUGCAUCACUGCACACGCGAAGUCGAUCAAAGUUGACUUAUUUGCAUUGAACAUGAUAACAAGCUUUAUCAUCAAACCCUAUUUGAAGUGGCUUCAGCAUCCAAGUCUUGACAAGCAUAUCGAGCAAUUGGCUAUCUUCGAUGAUCUUCUGAUGAGACUGCAAUAUCACGGUGACAUCGCUGGAGGAGAGUGUCAACAACAUAAUUGUGAAAUCGCGGGAGGAGAGUGUCAACAACAUGAUUUUGAAAUCGUGGGAGGAGAGUGUCAACAACGUAAUUAUGUGAAUUUAUGGCUGUCAAUCGAUGGAAUCAACAAAAGAGUCACGACAUUCGCAUCUGUACUAGCAUAUUCGUUUACCAUGGGAGUUUCAAACUAUGUGGCAUGGCUACGAAAGCACCGGGAACCGUUCUUAACUCUGGACCAAAAUCGGGCUGAGCUUUGCAAUCAUCUAUUCAUUAAUAUAGAUAUCGAUUGUGAGGCAUCCAGCAAAUUUGUCCAGUCACUUGUGAAUGAUGGAAUCAUCACUAGGGAGCUACUUGCACUGCAAAGCGAUAAUGGACCCCUUGGUUGGGAAACCCCUUGGCAGGUCUUCGUUACCCGACUAUGCUUUUGUCUUAUUGAGGCGUGCCGCGUCAGUCAAGACCUUUGGGUGAUAGUCUUAGAAGCUUUCUUAUUGAUACAGGUCGACACCGCUAUAAUCACAAUAGAUGUCUCCAAAGAUCCAAAUCCAACCGCAGAUCGCUUGAUAGUUACAGUAAGAAAUACACUUACUUUGAAAGAGUCUUGGAGCGACUAUGCCUUCAAAGAUGUCCACAACAGUCUUAAGCCAAUUAUGUCCCUUCGCGAGGUCAUCGAGUGGCGGAACCCAAGCAACUGCGUGGAUCUUCUCAGACUCAUAGAUUGGAAUCUGGCUCUACAAGACACGAAACCCUUGCCCGGAGGAUGGAUCGACUAG
Cadophora gregata is the source of this 3006-nucleotide messenger RNA. RefSeq lists its product as uncharacterized. Lineage: Eukaryota; Fungi; Ascomycota; Leotiomycetes; Helotiales; Ploettnerulaceae. The record is from RefSeq and is a predicted model, not a curated record. The transcript is spliced from 2 exons. The coding region runs from base 1 to 3006 and encodes 1001 amino acids.